GUAUCGUUGUUUCGGGAGCGAAAGAAAGCAGUCACCGCCCUCAAAAAGAACUCACCGGGCACGGGCGUAACGUUUCUUUCCUCCACCUUUGGGUGCCUCUGGCGAGCUGGCGAGCUGCUGAUCCUCGCCCCUCCGUUCCUUUCUCCGAAGCGGUCGGCGCGGGGUUCACGUGACGGAGGGGUCGGCGGGGACGGGGAUGGCUCAGAUCCCGCUUCGUAGUCGGAGCAUUCGGUCGAUUUAGGUGACACGGCUCCUCCGCUUCUCGAUCUUGGCGUUAGCUUCUGGCUGGGGUUUCUAUGGUUGGUUCUUGUCCCAAGAAAGAGUGGCGGUGAUUCGGGGGAGGGAGGUGGCCGGCGACCUGGAGAUACUACGCUUCCGAUUGCAGGGUUGAAAUCUGUGCGCCAAAAACUCGUGCUGAAACGGGGAAUCUCAUGUAAGCGUGGAUGUGUUCCGUGCUCCGAUGUUUUAGAUGGUCCAAAGCAAAUGCACAUUAUGACUUGGAAUUUUCUUUCUUCGACACAAAGACACACAGAGAAUGGAGAAUUGGAGGUCUGAAACAUUCAUUCAUGUCCUCAUUUCGGGUUGAAGAUUUGGUUAGCUUCUGAUCAUGACCAAGGCCAUUCAUAGAGUUCCCGUCAAAGAUGAGACCGGUAGUAACGUCAGCAGCCACCCGAGGGAAGAAGAGUAUGGCGCCAUCAGCGACCACCUUCGCAACCAUGUGCAUCUGACUAACUGCAUACAUUUGAAGAACCACAUGCACCGCCGGAGCCCCAACUUCGCCGAGAGGUCCCUCAUGAGGGAUCUCAUUGUCCUCCAGAAGUCGACGUCCCUGAGAGACCCGUCCACCAGUCCUCCCUCGUGGGUCUCCCCUUACAUAGUGGCGGGCUUUGCCAGGAAAUCUGAGAAGGAUGGCUCUACCAAUAGCAGGAGGAGGUCUAUAGAAGUUGAUCGACGGAGAGAGAUUGGCCGACUGUCUGUAAGUUCACCACUCGUCGGAGGUGUGGCAACGGCAAAAGUCACCGCCGUGGAAGCGGCUGGUGGUUACGAUUUUGAGCAAAGAGACAUGGAUGCUGUGAUCAAUACAGCAGAAGAGACAGGCAGAAGUCGCAAGAGCGAUAGUUUGUCUGGCAACAGAGUUACUUUGAAGGAGACACCCCCCAAGGAAGUGGUGGGACAAGAAAAGGAGGAGCCCGAUAAGCGUGCCAAUGGACAGAUUUUCACACCUAAGGCACUACCCGAGCAAUUGGAAGAGGUUCCAAACCGGUCAUGCAAUUUUGGCAAGAAAAAUUCAGACUUAUUUCUUCAUGGUAGGCACGAGAGCAAGGGAAGAACCAACAAUGAGGUAGAAAAUACUAAUCAUGACCAUUAUCGCCAGUCAAAUAGGGGGAAGAAGUGCAGGCUGAGAGGUGCAAGGCGAGCUCGGGGAUCUGUUGAUUUGGGAGGUUUCGGUGAUCGCCAUGAUUUAACCAUUGCUCCAGACACUGUAGCCCAAGAUUCCAAGAACCAGAAAGGUUAUGCGGAGGAUUUUGAAGAAGAUACUGAGCUGGAGGCUGCACGGAUGCAGAGAAAUGUAUGUGGGAUUCCUUGGAAUUGGUCAAGAAUUCAUUAUCGAGGAAAGACAUUUCUUGAUAUAGCUGGGAGGGGUUUGUCCUGUGGGCUAUCUGAUUCUAGGAUUAAAAAGGCUGGAGGCCCUGUUCCACAAAGAGAAGGAAAUACUUCGAAUGUGGCCACAGCAUCCGAUCAUUUCACUCCAUCAACGAGCUCAGACUCUGAAGUUCUACCAUUACUGAUUGAGGCGCCGGAUUCUCAGGACAGUGGUGCUCAUCGUUUCCUUUCGAGGGAUUAUUCAGGAGAGCUGGAAAUUUUCUCCAAUCAUAGCCUGAGGCAUGAUAGAGACUCUGACCUGGCAUCUGAAGUUAGAUCAAGUCAGCAGAGGUCUAGACAGUGUGGUCGUGGCAGACACAGGAGUCUGACACAGAAAUACAUGCCAAAAACCUUCAAAGAUCUUGUGGGACAGAACUUGGUCGUUCAAGCUCUUUCCAAUGCCAUUUUAAGAGGAAAAGUAGGGUUGAUUUAUGUCUUUUAUGGACCUCAUGGGACAGGGAAGACGUCUUGUGCUCGCGUAUUUGCUAAAUCUUUGAAUUGCCUGUCUGUGGAGGUUCCAAAACCUUGUGAUGUUUGUAGUUCCUGCAUUUCAAAUAAUCUAGGUAGGAGCAGAGAUGUGCUGGAAUUUGGACCAGUUGGUAACUUCAAUUUUGAGAGCAUUAAGGACGUCUUUGAUGACGUGAUGCUGUUACCAAGGUCAUCCCAAUAUAGAGUGUUUAUUCUUGAUGACUGCGAUGGGUUGCCUUCAAAUUUUUGGAGUACCAUCAUAAAGGACAUUGAUCGAGCACCGCGACACUUGAUUUUUGUCCUUAUCUGUUCGAAUCUCGACCGAUUACCUCAUAUUAUCAUAUCCAGGUGCCAAAAGUUUUUUUUCCCAAAAGUGAGAGACUCUGAUAUCAUCUCUACUUUGCAAUGGAUUGCAACCAGUGAAGGUCUAGAAAUUGACAAGGAUGCUCUGAAACUUAUAGCAUCACGAUCAGAUGGCUCCUUAAGAGAUGCUGAGAUGACUCUUGAUCAAUUAAGUUUGCUUGGGAAGAAAAUUUCUCUUCCACUUGUCCAGGAGCUAGUUGGGUUGGUGUCUGAUGAAAAACUGGUGGAUCUGCUUGAUUUGGCAUUAUCCGCAGACACUGUUAACACUGUGAAGAGCUUAAGAGAGAUUAUGGAAACUGGGGUGGAUCCUCUGGCAUUAAUGUCACAGCUUGCAACUACAAUUACUGAUAUUCUUGCCGGUAGUUAUGUCUUUACACGAGAAAGACUACGCAGAAAGUUCUUCCGCCAGCAAAUUUUGUCCAAGGAAGAUAUGGAGAGAUUACGGCAGGCUCUCAGGACUCUCUCAGAAGCUGAAAAACAGUUGAGGGCAUCGAGCGACAAAUUGACAUGGUUAACGGCUGCUCUUCUUCAACUCGCUCCAGAUCAGCAAUAUAUGCUACCUAGUUCGUCUACAGAAAGAAGUCUCAAUCACAGUCCAUUGUUUCUAAAAAACCAUUGCAUGACAGACACACAUGGGGGCUCUACCAACAAGCAGGAUGACAUGCAACUCGUUGAAAGAAGUCUUUUAAGAGGUGUUGGGCAAGGGUACAGCAAUGGCAGAAGUGAUGAUGAUUUAAGAAAUUGCAUUACGGUGGCCAACGGGAAGGGGGAUGGUGGACAGACUUCACAUAUCUCUGGCAGGAGACACAAGAAUAUUGAGAAGAUAUGGCAAGCAGUACUAGAGCAUAUCCCAUCUGAUACAUUAAGACAGUUUUUGUAUCACGAAGGGAAUCUAAAUUCAGUUAGCUUAGGUGUUGCUCCUACUGUGCACUUGGCUUUCAGUUCAAAUGCAAAUAAAUCUAGAGCUGAAAAGUUCAGAGGGCAGAUUUUACAAGCAUUUGAGUCUGUGCUUUCUUCACCGGUAAUACUUGAAAUAAGAUGUAGAUCUAGGAAUGGUGUCCGAUCAGAUGUCCCAGUUGCUCUUCCUGGUUCUGAAAGUGGUUCUUCUAAGAUGACAAAAAAGCGGCAAUCUGUGAAGAAUAAAAAAUUACUUUAUUCAGAAUCUGAAAAUCUUGCAGGGAAGCUUAUAGAAGAAAAUGUUCUCAGAAGAAUUUGCUCCAGUAAAUCUAGAUGGCUGCACCCGGGUCCCCAUGUGAUGACAGAAGAUGAAAUUGUUGAAGCAGAACCUCGUGAAAAUGAGCCAAUGAAUAAGACUAUGGGAUUGAAGGAAAAAGGUCUUGGAAGUGUAGGCGAAGAAGCAUCAACUUCGCAUCAUAGGAAUAUGGUUCCUCUGUCAGAAAGGAAGGGAACUGAACAAAAUCAGAACAAAAGUUUAGUUAGGGGCAGGGUAUCUCUCGCUCAUGUCAUUCAGCAGGCGGAAGGUUGUUCUCGACGAGGUGGGUGGUCCAGGCACAAAGCCAUGUCAAUAGCUGAAAAGCUUGAGCAGGAGAAUCUGAGACUGGAGCCUAGAUCAAGAAGCUUGUUAUGCUGGAAAUCCUCUAGGACAACCCGAGCCAAGCUCUCAAAUCUCAAGAUUAGGACAAGGAGGCCACGUUUCUUGUUGAAGCUCGUCACUUGCGGAAGAUGCCUGCACACCAGAUCACCAAAGUAAAUUAGUCCCAAGUCACUUGGGUUGUUUCCAUGUACUAUAGGGAUUUCCCCUGUUUCUUUCUUUGUUACUUCUUUCAUUAUUACAAAACUUUGUACAUUAUUUAACAAGUGAGACAUUGAAAAUAUAAACCUUAUAUUCUUUUUAAGUUAAAUAUUGCA
This is a messenger RNA of Musa acuminata subsp. malaccensis (wild Malaysian banana), 4344 nucleotides long. Its product is annotated as protein STICHEL-like 3. Gene Ontology annotation, cellular component: DNA replication factor C complex; DNA polymerase III complex; nucleus. Lineage: Eukaryota; Viridiplantae; Streptophyta; Magnoliopsida; Zingiberales; Musaceae. The record is from RefSeq and is a predicted model, not a curated record. Gene Ontology annotation, molecular function: DNA-directed DNA polymerase activity; DNA clamp loader activity; ATP binding. Gene Ontology annotation, biological process: DNA repair; DNA-templated DNA replication.